AUGAGCCGAGCAGCUCCAGUGAACCAUACAAAUGGUCCACCGAGAGAUAAACAACCCUAUAUUCAAAAUGCAGUGAAUAACUUGAUCGAAAUUUCGGAUUCGGACUCCGAAGGCUAUGGAGAUGCUUUUAAUGUACCUCAAGUCCCCGCACAUCCCCCACAUCUAAAUUUACAACAUCAUCAACUCGGAGGGUAUUUUGGUGCCAAUAACCAGAUCUUUGAUCUCGAGGAUAACAACCUAGUGUACCCGGGUCGAUUACCUCAACCCGCAGUUGCAGCUGCACCCGAACAUAAAGCAAUGGCCAGAAAUCCUUCGUCUGUCAAGAACGAAGAAGGGGAAAUGAAUUGGGCUCAGUGGAUGGAUGAGGAAAAUGACGAAGGUAUCAAUCGUGUACUGUUAGAAGAUUAUACCUUUCGAGCGGAAUACAAUCGAGCUUCACAACAUUCUCCUUCAUUUGUUGAUCCUUCUCGUCUCCAUCAACCAUUUCAACCAUCACCAGACAACUUAAAUCAACCUAUUAUGGAAACAAAGACGGAGUGUAUUAAUUCAGUUGUUGCUGUCUUCCCAGAGAUUUGCAGGGAUCACGUCAAUAGUCUUUAUGAAAAGGUAUCUUUCACUUCUGGUCGAUUGAUUGCUCACAUACUGGAUCAAGCGGACACUGGAACCCCUUACCCAAAAGCAAAAGAUGUCCAGAAGCAAUUGAAGAGAAAGAGAGUACUCACCGAAGAAGAGGAAGCUGUACAAAAAUAUGAAGCUGCCGGUCGCAUCGUUGGGCCUGCUUUGUAUCUGGAGCGGACACUAAUUCGGAGCAUCCUUUCAUUUGAGUUUCCAGUAAUUCCAUUGAUCUUUGUAGAUGAAACACUACGCUCUACUGGCCAUCGUCUUUUUUCCGCCUACCGCACACUCGAGGAAGCAGAUCGAACUUUUGAUCCUAAUAAUCCAUCAUAUAGGAGAAUUAAAACUCCAAGAAAAAUGCCACAUGAAUACCAAGAUGGUAGAAUUGAGGAAGCCAUUCAAAAGAAUGAAUCGCCCGAGAAGACGGAGACUUUAAAAGAACUACUCGUAUGUCGGAAGAUUCGAAAGACUGCGGAAAGUCGUCGCCUCGCCGAACAAGAAGCAAUACUUGCGGAAGAAGAGAAUCUAAAGAAAGCUGAAGCCGAGGGAACUAUGUCAGAAUGCUGCUGUUGCUUUUCGGACUAUCCACUCAAUCGCAUGGUUCAUUGCAACAAUGAAGAAGUCCUACAUUGGUUUUGCCGUGGGUGUGCACGACAAUCAGCGGAGACCGAAAUCGGAAAUUCUAAGUAUCUACUCAUGUGUAUGUCCACGGAUGGAUGUGAAGCAGGGUUUUCUCUUGAACAAAGAAAUCAAUUCCUCGACGAAUUAACCAUCGUCGCCUUGGAACGGAAUGAAGCAGAAGCAGUCUUACGUAUGGCUGGUAUUGAAAAUCUCGCCAGUUGUCCAUUUUGUCCAUUCGCAGCAGAAUAUCCUCCUGUCGAAGUUAAUCGAGAAUUUCGAUGUCAAGCUCCUGAUUGCGAAAAGGUCAGUUGUCGACUUUGUAAAUUGGAGUCACAUAUUCCUAUGACUUGUGAAGAAAAUACAAAGGCAAAUGGUCUCUCGAUUAGACGACAGAUUGAGGAAGCAAUGUCUGCAGCGAUGAUUAGGACUUGUAACAAAUGUGGUACUCCAUUUGUAAAGGAAGAAGGUUGCAAUAAAAUGACAUGCACACGCAAUGGAUGUUACAACGUCCAAUGCUAUGUUUGUUCCAAAUCGUGCAACUACGAUCAUUUUAAUGAUGUGAGGAGAGGUGGUAAAGAAGGAAAUUGUCCACUAUUUGAAUCAGUGGAGGAACGACAUAACGAUGAAGUUAAGAAGGCCGAAAAAGAAGCACUGGAUAAAGUUCGUGCAGAGCAUCCCGAAUAUUCCGAGGAGGACUUGAGAAUUAAGAUGUCGGAAAAUGUCACCAAGGAUGAUGAAAGGAGAAAGGUUACGGAUCCAAGAAAUCCAUAUGCCUUUUAUCGACCGGUAGCAAUGGUACAACCACAAGAACUAGAAGCAUGGCCUCGUGAUCAUGAUUUGUACAUGCAUCGUGCGCGCAUGCUUCAGGAUCGGCUUAGGAGGCGUGGUCCAGGUGUAGGAAGGGUGAUGGGGAGGGAGGAUGGGAAAGAUGGAAGGGGAGGAGAUGGCGAAUUUGGGUUUCGGAACAUGGAAAAUAAUUGGGUUGGGGCUCCGCAGCGUGUGGAUGGUGGUGGGGAUGAAGGAGAAGAUGAGAAUGGGGAUGGGGAUGGGGACGUGGAAAUGAAUGAGAACGAAGGGGACAUGCAGCCUGAACUCCCGGCUCGGCGGAUGGAAGAGCUUUACUGGAAUCAAUUUUUUGAUCCAGUUGCUGCUCUUCGAUAUCUCGAAGAUGCGAGAGCGGUGAAUGGAAAUGUGGAGGGGGAGGUUCCGGGUGUAUUUCCGGCUCGUAUUCCUGUUCCUGUUCUAGCUCCAGCUCCAGUUCUAGCUCCAGUUCCAGCUCCAGUUCUAGCUCCAGUUCUAGCUCCAGCUCAAUUACCCAAUCCAAAACGGAUACGCAGACAGCGACAUCUGAUUGAGGAUUUGCAAAAGCAAAAAUUAGCUUUGAUGAAAAAGGUUGAGGGUCGGAAUAGGGGGUUGCUGGGUGAUGAUUUUGAGAGGAGGGGGAUGAUGGAUCUGAUGGGGCAGAUGGAUGAGGGUAUGGAGGUUGAGGGUGAGGAUGAGGAAGAGGAUGGGAAUGGGAAUGGGAAUGGGAAUGGAAAUGGAAAGCUUCCUAUUUCUCAAAUGCCUCAAGCACCGCGGAUGGUUGCGAAAAAUGGAGGUGAGAAGAGAGAUGCAGAGAGUAGGGGUGAGUUAUUGAGGGAAAUGGGAGAGGCGCAUCGUUUGCGCAAUGAAGAGAGGAUGAGGGUAAGGGGGGUCGAGCUACGGAGGGAGUUGAGAGGAGAUCAAGACUUGCUAGGUGAGGACAGAGAAGAGGCUGUGAAUCUGCCAAGUCCUGUCUUACCGAUUGCUCUAGCGCAACCGGUAUGGAUUGCGGGGGAGAAUGCAUAUGCAGAUGGAAAUGCGGCUGCGGCUGCAGGGAGGGAGAGGGGGAGAAAUCAAGACGGAGAAAGAGAAAGAAAACGAAGAGCUCAGGAAGUCGCUCGGAUUCGUGAAUGGUAUGGAUUACAGUUUGAGAAUAUGAAUGGGAAUGGAAAUGAGAAUGAGAAUAAUCAGUUUCCCAUUUAUCCUCCUCUACCUCUACCUCUACCCCGGUCUCCUAUCGCCGGACCCCCUCGUCUAGAAAUUGGAGAUGCAGGAGAAAUUAGAGGGAUUGUGGAGAAUGCUCCUCCUCCUCCUCCUGUUCCUCUUUGGGUUGGGUAUGAAAAUCGAUUGGGCAGGGAUAGAGAUGGUUUGGCUGGAUAUUGGAGACGGGGCGAAAUGUUUGAUGGGGGGGUUUUGCUUUUGGAGGUGGAGGUGGAGGUGGAGGUGUAG
Molecule: messenger RNA, 3486 nt
Organism: Botrytis fragariae
Lineage: Eukaryota; Fungi; Ascomycota; Leotiomycetes; Helotiales; Sclerotiniaceae
Product: putative ring finger protein
Exons: 6
Coding region: 1-3486 (1161 amino acids)
Source: RefSeq, a predicted model, not a curated record